Messenger RNA from [Torrubiella] hemipterigena, 3112 nucleotides. The record is from the annotation of a GenBank genome assembly. Lineage: Eukaryota; Fungi; Ascomycota; Sordariomycetes; Hypocreales; Clavicipitaceae.
CAGCGACAGCUUUACUCCACGGCUCCAUCGCCUUCCAUCAGCAUCGCACAGCAACCUUGGGGACGCAAGCAAUUCUACACCCAAGAGAGUUGCGAAUUCGAGUAGAUUGGCAAUCCUUUGUCGUUUUAUAAUCGCUUUAUUUUUUGCUUCGCCCCCGACGACUACGCAAUUCCACGUCGUCUGACCGACACCCGCCACCAUUCAGGUUUACCUCGAAGAGAACCCAUAGCAACUCUGCGCUGCGAAACAUUGUCCAUUUGACAAGAUGGCCAAGGACGUCAAAGAGCCCAAGCCCGCCGACAAGGGCAAAGGCAAAGCCAAGGCCGCCGAGGAGCCCAAGGAUGAGAAGCCUGUCCUCAACGGAAAGAAGGAAGAGGGCAAGGAUGAUGACAAGAAGGACGCUGCCGGUGAAGAACUCAGUGAAGAAGACCAACAACUCAAGAGCGAGCUCGACAUGAUUGUUGAGCGUUUGACGGAGCCCAACAAGAACCUGUACAAGACUGCUCUAGAAACGAUGAAGACUUCGAUAAAAACCUCGACCUCUUCCAUGACGGCCGUUCCCAAGCCCCUCAAGUUCCUCCGACCGCACUACGAAACUCUCACCAAGCUCUACGAUGAGUGGCCAGCUGGCGAGAACAAGACCUCUUUGGCUGAUGUCCUCUCCGUCAUCGGUAUGACAUUUUCCGAUGAAGACAGACAGGAUACCCUCAAGUACAGACUCCUCGCUCCAACGUCCGACAUUGGUUCUUGGGGCCACGAAUAUGUUCGCCACCUUGCUCUUGAGAUUGGUGAGGUUUACGCUAAGCGCAUUACCGCCGAGGAGUCAACAAAGGAUCUCAUCGAUAUGGCUCUGAUCCUCGUUCCCAUUUUUAUUAAGAGCAAUCAAGAGGCUGAUGCCGUAGAUUUGAUGAGUGAACUCGAGAUUAUCAAAGAGAUGCCCGAAUACGUGGAUGAAAACACCUACGCCCGAGUCUGCCUGUACAUGGUCAGCAUGGUCAACUUGCUGACAUACCCUGAUAACGAAAUCUUCCUUCGCACAGCCCACAAGAUCUACAUGGAAUACAAGCGAUACACUCAGGCAAUGGUUCUUGCCAUCCGAUUGCAUGAUAUCGACUUGAUCCGCGCCGACUUUGAAACAGCCGAAGACCCUGCUCUUAAGAAGCAGCUGGCUUUCCUUAUCGCCAGACAGCGCAUCGAGCUUGACAAUGAAGAGGACGAAGAAAAGGACCAGGAACUCGCCGAAUGCCUAUCCAACCUCAAGCUGUCCGACCACUUCAAAGCUCUCGGCAAAGAGCUCAACAUCCUCGAUCCCAAGACCACAGAAGACAUUUACAAGAGCCAUCUCGAGAGCAGUCGUGUUGCUGGCAUGACCAACUUGGACUCUGCUCGCCAUAACCUCGCUGCGGCCUUUGUUAACGCGUUUGUUAAUGCUGGCUUUGGUAAUGAUAAGAUGAUGCUAGUAGACGGCGAAAAGGAGAGCUGGGUAUGGAAGACUAAGGGUGAUGGUAUGAUGUCUACUGUUGCAUCGCUUGGUACUCUGUUGAUGUGGGAUGUUGAAGAGGGUCUUGACAAAGUGGACAAGUACACUUACUCUACUGAGAGCGAAAUUUCCGCUGGUGCCAUGCUUGCCAUUGGUAUUAUGAACUCUGGCAUCACAAUGGAAGACGACCCUGCUCUGGCAUUGCUUGGCGAUGCUGACAAGCUCAACCAUUCGAGUCCCCUCGUCCGAACUGCUUGCAUUAUGGGUCUUGGUCUUGCUUACGCAGGUUCCAACAAGGAAGAGGUUCUGGAGCUGCUGCUGCCCCUCAUUAACGACUCUGAUCAGGAGAUGCAAAUUUCCGCCAUGGCUGCUCUAUCCUGUGGUCUCAUCUUUGUUGGCUCAUCACACCCCGAUGUCAGUGAGGCCAUCGUCACAACACUUAUGGAUGACGAGCGCAAGAACCAGUUGACGGACAAGUGGACAAGAUUCCUCGCCCUCGGAUUGGGUCUGUUGUUCUUUGGCCGCCAAGAAGAAGUGGAUGUCAUUUUGGAGACUCUCAAGGCUGUUGAGCACCCCAUGGCUACUCCUACCGCCGUCUUAGCCGAGAUUUGCGCUUGGGCUGGUACUGGUGCCGUACUGAAGAUUCAGGAGCUUCUGCACAUUUGCAACGAGCACCAAGAGGAGUCGGAUGAGAAGAAGGGUGACGAGCUGCUCCAGGCCUACGCCGUCAUUGGUAUUGCCUUGAUCUCCAUGGGCGAAGACAUCGGUCAGGAAAUGGUGCUUCGUCAGUUUGGUCACUUGAUGCACUACGGCGAGGCCAAUAUUCGCAAGGCUGUGCCUCUGGCUAUGGGUCUUAUUAGCCCAAGCAACCCCCAGAUGAAGGUCUACGACACGCUUUCGAGAUACUCUCACGACACUGACCCUGAAGUUGCAAUCAACGCCAUCUUCGCUAUGGGUAUGCUCGGAGCUGGUACCAACAACGCCCGUCUAGCUCAGUUACUGCGCCAACUUGCGAGCUACUACCACCGUGAUCAGGAUGCUCUCUUCAUGGUCCGCAUCGCUCAGGGCUUGUUGCACAUGGGCAAGGGAACCAUGUCCAUUAACCCCUUCCACACCGACAGACAGGUCAUCUCGCCUGUUGCCACAGCUGGUCUCCUCGCCACCAUGGUUGCAAUGCUUGACCCCAAGGAGUUUAUCGCGUCGACAUCACACUACCUACUCUACUUCCUGGUUACGGCGAUGCACCCCCGAUUCCUGGUCACCCUUGAUGAGGACCUGAAGCCCCUCAGCGUCAAUGUCCGCGUUGGUCAAGCUGUUGAUGUUGUUGGCCAAGCAGGUCGUCCCAAGACUAUUACUGGCUGGCAGACACAGAGCACGCCAGUCUUGUUGGCGUAUGGUGAGCGAGCUGAGCUUGAGGACGAAAAGUACAUUAGCUUGAGCAGCACGCUAGAGGGUCUGGUUAUUUUGAAGAAGAACCCUGACUGGGAGGAAGGACAGUAAAGAAGCAACGAAGCAUAAGAAAUAUUUAUUUGUAUGAGUAGAUCUACUACUGCUAGUCGAUGGGAGGAUGGCACUCUGGAGACAAGCAUUCAUAGAACUUUCAAUGAAAAGGGAACGUUUAUUACUAAAACC